Molecule: messenger RNA, 628 nt
Organism: Chara braunii
Lineage: Eukaryota; Viridiplantae; Streptophyta; Charophyceae; Charales; Characeae
Source: the annotation of a GenBank genome assembly
AGUUAGUUAGGGGGAGAGUCUAAGUGGUGAGGAGUGGAACCGUUACUUGGUUGUGCAUCUGUCACCAUGGUAGAGACGCGUACCGGAACGAGCACCUCCCCUUACACAGCAGAACAGGAUGCAAAAGCCGCCGCCAUCCUGGAGGAGAGAAGGGAGAAGAAGGAGGCCAAGAAGAAGGCCUUGCUGGAAGAACAGGCGGCGAAGAAGAAGAAGAUUGAAAAAGAGAUGGCGAAAGAACUAGAGAGGUUGACGAAGGAGGAGGAAGAAAAACUUAGAGCGGUAGAGGCAGAAGAAGAGGUAGAAGAACAGCCACUGGAGAGGAGUAGGACAAGAGGAAGAGGAGAACCAAAUGGUGUGAAGGAAGACCCGUUGGAGAAGAAGAUUGCGGAAUGGGUGGCCAAUUUAUCCCUGGGAGAAGAGGAGGAGGCAUUAAUGUAUGUAACCAGGGAAGAGCAGGAGGCGACCAUGAAAGAGUGGGAUGCAGAGGAAGACCCACUCAAGCGGCAGACCAUAGAGGAUAAAAAGAGGAUAGAGUAGAAACUGCGACUGAUGAGGGAAAGGAAAAAGAGAGUGGACACAGUGAGCCAGGCGGCAAAGGAAUUGAAAGAAGUAAAAAAACAGGGAGAGC